AUGGUUUAUUAUGCCGUUUCUUUCUUCCUGAUGCGCUUCCGGAUCAAUGGAAUGCUAUUUAAUAGUAUUAUAAAAUAAAAUGUGGGUCUGGAGUGUUUACUCAUGAAAUAGGCCUAUGAUCAGGGGGAAGAAGCUCAUGCUUCCGUUCUCGACUGCUUGGGUGAAGACCAGCUCGUUGAGCUCGAUUCAGGAUCAAAUUGCCAUCAGACAGUCACCUUUGCUGGAGAGAAGAUUGUGGGUCCAAAACCAAGACAGCUGAGUUGAAUAUUCAUCUUGGAGCAGCUGUGCAUUCAUUUAUUGAUGGCAUCGCUUUCUUUGUGCAGUUUGUAAUCGGUGAAUUCAAAGAUGACAUUCUCCAGUCGUGUGGUGUUAGAAUAUUUGACAAGUCAACGGGCAAGUGGUGAGCUAUAUUUCCCUCUCUGGCUUGUAACAUUUGAACUGUUUCAGGUGCCUGAAUUAGAACCCAUCUUUUGAUAUCGACAGGACAAUCCCCACCGUGCUCGGCUCUAAACCCGUUUCCAUUAAAGCCCAUUCCGCCAUUCUUCUUGGCAAAGACCGCAUUUUAGUUGUGAAGCAGAAUUUAUCAUUGGAUGGCUGUGCCUGGUUUCUUGAGGUUUGAACCUUUCAAAGGCCCUUUUUCCCUUGGUUUUUUUCAAUAUGAUUCUCAUUCGGCUCUUGGGCAAAAAUUAAUUUCGGCAUCAUCCUAUCUUAUAACCAUCAGUCCACAAUGUCUGCGAGUUGCCUCAUCAUAUGGUAAGAUGGUUCUUCAAAGCUAGAAACCCAGACAAAAUCUCCACCAGGAACUGAUUGCUGUCUCUGAAUUGAGUUAAAGGGACCCCUUUGCAUUGAUGGUGCACAUGUUACAGCCUGCUUAGUAUCUUAAACCCUAAUGUACUUUUCUUUGUGCUAUGUUUCAGAUCCUAAUUUCUUCUCCAUUCUUAUCUUUUCUCAUCCCUUCGCUUUGAAAGAUCGACACGCCAUUCAUCAGAGAACAGAGAAGUAUACUUGGUACCGAAGUGGUCGCAUGGAUCAAAGGUGUGAUUGAAGAUGACAGCCCAGUGCCAAUAGUUAUCAGCGGCCCCUCUGGCGUCGGGAAGGGAACCCUGAUAAUGAAGCUCAUGAAAGAGUUCCCUUCUACCUUUGGGUUUUCCGUGAGUCACACCACCCGACUUCCCAGAGAAAAGGAGAAGGAUGGAGUCCAUUACCACUUCGCCCAGAGGAGUAUCAUGGAAAAGGAUAUCCGUGAUGGAAAGUUCCUGGAAUACGCAUCAGUACACGGGAAUCUGUAUGGAACAAGCUUUGAAGCAGUCGAGGCAGUAGCCGAUCAGGGGAAGGUGAGCAACCAAAAGUUAUUAUUUGUAUGGAAAUCCGUGGAAUUUCACAUAUUAGAAAUCUACAGAUGGGUCUACUCGUUCAUUCUCUAUUGGUUUUGAUUUGUAUGGCCCGAUACCUUUAAGAUAAUAUCAUACAUUAUAUUAUCUCUAUUUUCUAUCACUGUUAUAUCAUUUACAUAGAUUAAAAGUACCAUAAUUCUCAUUGAAAGUAAAUGUUUAACAGAUAGAGCAUUGUCUCUAUUACUAGGUAUAUGAUCGACCUUUCUCAUCAUCUUUGUGAAUCUCUCAAACCAAGUUCUUGGUGAUUGUUUGAGCUCAUAUAUGCUCGUCUUUAAUUAAUACAUUAUAUCACUUAAAGGUAGUUUCAUAUCCUUGAUGAACAAAUCUCAUAUCCUCAUUAAGUAGUCACUAUAAAGAUGUAUAUUUUAUGUUGAAUUGUUGUAUGUAUCCUAAUCAUAAUUAACAACUAAAAAAGUAAAAUUAUAACAAUAUCUAUCCUUUCUAGCCCGAACCUGUCAUGCCUGACAAGUGGGCUUGGAGUAAUUGAGUUUGAUGGCUCAAUAAUUCAUACUUGUACUUAAUUUCCGUGAUUAACACAAGUUUUUUUUUGUUUCUGUUGCAGAGAUGCAUCCUUGAUAUUGAUGUCCAAGGGGCUCGAUCAGUUCGGGCUAGCCCGCUCAAAGCUCUGUUUAUAUUCAUCUGCCCACCAUCUUUCGAGGAACUUGAGAACCGCCUUCGAUCUCGGUAAUCGGAUUCUUGAUGCUCUGCUCCCUCCCUCCCUCCCUCAUCAUUUCCUCUUCUAGCAAAAUUCAGAACUGAGUGUUAUGAUGAUGCAAUCUUCAUGCAGAGGAACGGAGACCGAGGAACAGGUGCAGAGGCGGCUGAGUAAUGCAUGGGCGGAGCUCGAGCAGGGGAAGUCUUCCAACCUCUUCGACCAUGUACUGGUCAACGACGAGCUCGAAGCCUGCUACAGAAAGCUAAAGGUGUGCAUCAUGUCUCGGCAACAGCCUCUUCUUGUCUCAUCCAAAGCUUGAUAUUUCCAAACUUUAUGAUUCUUGGGCCAGCCCGGUUUCCUCUUAACGCCAUUCUUUCGAUCAAUGCAGAAAAUCCUUGCUCUCCAUGGGUCCACAGAGCCAGCUUACCCACCUUGUAAGCGCAGUCUGCGGGGAUCUCCCUCAUCAUCCUGCAUCUCUUUCUGAUACCAUUCAUUUCCAUCUUACUAAUCAAACAUAGUACCAUCCAGCUCCCAAGAGUGGUAAACUGCCCGUGUGUCGGUCGAUCUCAAGAUCCGACGAGAAGAUCCUGAUACACGGUAAAACUGCAGAAGCAGGCACGAGACCUAGCGUCACGUAAGCACAAACUACUCUUCUCCUUCAGAUCGCCAUUUCGUCUUGGUUUCUAUGCAAAUAAUCAGAUAUACCCACCCAUUUGAUAUUUUGCUAUGUUUUCGUCCAAAUAGAUGCACAGUCGAAGCAUCCUUGCUCAGUGGUGGCGCCCCCGGAAGAACAAAAGGGCUCAAGCUUCAUGAGACUUCUUCUGACUCACCAGGCAAUGGCUUGAAUGGGAUCAGGCUUCUCUAA
This is a messenger RNA of Spirodela intermedia, 2914 nucleotides long. The record is from the annotation of a GenBank genome assembly. Lineage: Eukaryota; Viridiplantae; Streptophyta; Magnoliopsida; Alismatales; Araceae.